Glarea lozoyensis ATCC 20868 is the source of this 843-nucleotide messenger RNA. RefSeq lists its product as uncharacterized. The record is from RefSeq and is a predicted model, not a curated record. NCBI's taxonomy places the organism in Eukaryota, Fungi, Ascomycota, Leotiomycetes, Helotiales, Helotiaceae. The transcript is spliced from 2 exons. The coding region runs from base 1 to 843 and encodes 280 amino acids.
AUGAAGGUCUCUACGCCCCCAAUCUUAACACUAUUAGUGUUCAACUCGCUCGUCUCAGCCGGAGCCAUAAACCGUCUUUGGAUGAGAGAACAGCCAGCACCACCAGCGCCACAACAGCCAGCAGGCCAACCGGCAACGCCCCCAGACAAAUUCAAUGGCGAAACACAGGAACUUCAGGCUCAAGGUCUCUGUCGUCUCUACACCGACCAAAACAAGGCAAAAACAAGUUCCAUGGAUCUAUGCAGCGCCAAUUGUAACCCCAACCAUUCACCCAAUCAACCAGGGGCACCUGCACCCGCAGCAACCGACUUUACAGUUAACAUCACCUGUACACCAUCAGAAAUGAUCCCGGGCGACAAAGCCCCCAAACCUGAUCCCGAAAACGUCAUGUACACCACAGGCGUUUGCAGCUGUGAAGUCCCAGCCGUCGAAUACCUCAAAAACAUAUUUGAUGGCCUACAGCUCCCACAAAUCGCCAAAUCGAUCUGCGAACCAUGGUUUAAAGAAGUCUCAACCAUAUUCGAUGCGGAAACGAAAAAAAUGACUCAAAAAGGUCCCAGCACCGAUAAGCUCCCCGAGAUUGGGGGGAAUACCACAGUCGCACUGCGAAUUGCGGUUCAAGGCGCGAACACUCUCCAGGCGAAAGGCGGCUCGCCUACGGAUUUCGCAGACUAUUACAAGGAGGCUUGUGCUGAGAAGGCGACGCCCGAAGCGGUGGCGAUGGCGGAGAAGGCGUACGAAUCUUUGAUUAUUGUGGAUGAUAAGUUGGAGGUUGCGAAGGUACUGCCGUGCAAGGAUGGGAAGCCGGAGUGCUGGAAUUACGAUCGAUGCAAAGCUAAGUAA